Molecule: messenger RNA, 1754 nt
Organism: Felis catus (domestic cat)
Lineage: Eukaryota; Metazoa; Chordata; Mammalia; Carnivora; Felidae
Gene: SERPINB13
Product: serpin family B member 13
Exons: 9
Coding region: 53-1363 (436 amino acids)
Molecular function (GO): serine-type endopeptidase inhibitor activity
Source: RefSeq, a predicted model, not a curated record
CAGACUCUGGCAGAGAACAAGAGAAAAGAAAACCAUUUAGGUGUCAACCCUGAUGCCUAAGGAAAUGAGAACAGAAACACCGGAUGAUGCCAGAUUGAUUCGCGUCUCCUGUCCACAGAAGGCCAAGGAAAGGGAUCUUGCUGGGAUCUUCAUGGAUUCGCUUGCUGCAGCAUACACAAGGUUUGGGUUUAAUCUUUUCCAAAAGCUGAAUAAGACAAAAGAUGGCAACAUCUUCUUUUCCCCCGUGGGCAUUUCAGCUGCCAUCGGCAUGCUCGUCUUCGGGACCCAAGGAGCCACCCCGGCCCAGUUACGGAAGAUGCCCUCUUCUGAAAAAGAGGCAGGGAACUCAAGAAUCAAAGCCGAAGAAAAAAAGGUGAGGAGAUAUGUGUUACAGUCUUCAGAAAUUGAGAAGACAGAAGAGAUACAUCAGCAAUUCCAAGAGUUUUUGAGUGAGAUAGGCAAAUGCACUAAUGGUUAUGAACUAAGAAUAGCCAACAGGCUCUUUGGAGAAAAGACAUACCUCUUCCUUCAAAAAUACUUAGAUUAUGUGGAAAAAUAUUACCACGCUUCUCUGGAACCUGUUGACUUUGUAAAUGCAGCAGACGAAAGUCGAAAGAAGAUUAAUUCCUGGGUCGAAAGCCAAACAAAGGAAAAAAUCAAGGACCUGUUUCCAGAUGGUUCUCUAGACAGCUUCACCAAGCUGGCGCUGGUGAACACAGUUUAUUUUAAAGGGCAAUGGGACAGGGAGUUUAAGAAAGAAAAUACCAAAGAGGAAGAGUUUUGGCUGAAUAAGAGUGCGAGCAAAUGUGUGCCAAUGAUGACACAGACCUGUACCUACAGCUUCACUUUCCUGGAGGACUUACAAGCCAAGAUUUUGGGAAUUCCGUAUAGAAACAAUGACCUAAGCCUGUGUGUGUUGCUGCCCAAUGACACAGAUGGCCUGGAGAAGAUUAUAGAUCAAAUAACUCCAGAAAAUUUAGUAGAGUGGACUAACCCGGGGCAUAUGGAAGAAAGGAACGUGACCUUGCACUUACCGCGGUUUGAAGUGGAAGAUGGGUACGAUCUGGAGGCCCUGGAGGCCGUCUUGGCAGCCAUGGGGCCGGCUGACGCUUUCAGCGAGUACAGAACGGACUCUCCGGGGCUGUCCUCACAUUCCGGGCUGCAGGUGAAGAAGUUCCUGCACAGGGCCUUUGUGGCGGUCACCGAGGAAGGGACUGAGGCCGCAGCAGGCACCGGUGUGGGCUUUGCUCUCACAUUGGCGCCGGGUUAUGAACAUUUUCAUUGCAAUCACCCUUUCCUGUUCUUCGUCAGGCACAAUGAGUCCAACAGCAUCCUCUUCUUCGGUAGAUUCUCUUCUCCUUAGGACAGUCAUGGCCUUGGCGGAAAACCAGUGUUAGAGUAUCAGUUAAGACUACGGACAUAGCCCGUUCUUUAAGAAAAAUUGUCUUACUUGCUUGCAUUCCAAUCUUACCAUCAAAAUCAAUGACCCGGUGACUGUAACAGGGUGCGUGUGUUUAUAAUUCUCCUUAAAGCUGAAACGUCCUUUUGUUUGUGCUCGGUAAAAACCAAGUUAAAUCGAGGCUCGGUAAUAAUCUGUUGAUUUCUUCUGGAAGUAAAUCAACCUCUUGUGGUUUUGUGUACUAAUGGCGAGAAACAGACUCUUAAGAAAAGACACAGACUAGUGAUUCUGGGAGUCCCUCUAGUUCCAAUAGUUUGACGUAAUACACAAAUAAAACAGUAAUUUAAAAAAUUUU